Lodderomyces parapsilosis is the source of this 987-nucleotide messenger RNA. It is a transcript of the gene RBE1, whose product is annotated as sterol-binding protein. The record is from RefSeq and is a predicted model, not a curated record. The transcript has a single exon. Lineage: Eukaryota; Fungi; Ascomycota; Pichiomycetes; Serinales; Debaryomycetaceae. Bases 1 to 987 code for a protein of 328 amino acids. Gene Ontology annotation, cellular component: extracellular region.
AUGAGAAUAUCCACUUUUUCCUCAAUCACUGCUAUAUUAGCUGCUGCUGAAGCUGCUCCAGUUAUAUAUACCAACUACGUCACUGCUGAUACUACUCAUACCAAUUGGGUCACUGUUACUACUGGAACCACUACAAAAACAGGUUUGACUACAAUCUACGGUCCACCACCAACUGCCACCACUACUUCAACUUCUUCUACAUCCUCGCCAAGUUCAACUUCAUCAACGUCGUCUACACCAGCUGCACCAAGCCCAAGCUCAAGCUCAAGCUCAGAAGUAAGUUCUACUGCCACUACCCCCACAACUAGCUCUUCAUCGGUACCCGAAACAUCAACACAAUCAACAAGCUCAACUACAUCAACUACCCCAACCACCUCUUCUUCCUCCUCAUCCUCCACUACCACUACAUCGGCUCCAACAACCGCUCCAGCCACCACCACCUCAUCCUCCACUACCACUUCAUCAACACCAGCAACAUCAUCAUCAAGUCAAUUAUCGACCCCAUCCACUGACGCCGCAUUCGCCAACACAAUCUUAGCUGCCCACAACCGUGUCCGUUCCCUCCAUGGAGUACAAAACUUGAGCUGGAACGACACUUUGGCCCAAUACGCAGUCGACUACGCCGCCCGUACUUUUUCAUGUGACAAUGUCCAAUUAGUCCAUUCUGGUGGACCCUAUGGAGAAAACUUGGCUGCUGGAUACCCCGGUGGUGAUUCACCCGUCAAUGCAUGGUAUAAUGAAAUUAAAGAUUAUAACUUUGAUUCACCAGGAUACUCUUCGGCAACGGGACAUUUCACACAAUUGAUUUGGAAAGCUACUUCACAAGUUGGUUGCGCUUAUGUUACUUGUAAUAAUGCUUGGAGACAAUACACCAUUUGUGAGUAUUAUAGCAGGGGUAACAUUGUUGGAACUGAUUGGACUACUGGUAAGUCAUACUUUGAAGAGAAUGUACUUCGUCCAGUCAGUGGUGAAGUGCAGUUACAGUAA